This is a messenger RNA of Procambarus clarkii (red swamp crayfish), 363 nucleotides long. The record is from RefSeq and is a predicted model, not a curated record. NCBI's taxonomy places the organism in Eukaryota, Metazoa, Arthropoda, Malacostraca, Decapoda, Cambaridae.
AUGGGCUGGGAGAGUGAGGUCUGCUGGCCCGUCCACACGCCCGAGGUGCUGGCUUCUCCACCUCUGCCCACGCCUUGUGCACCUGCCCACGCCUUGUGCACCUGCCCACGCCUUGUGCACCUGCCCACGCCUUGCAUCUCUGCCCACGCCCUCCAACCUCCUGCCCACGCCCUCCACAACCUCCUGCCCACGCCCUCCAACCUCCUGCCCACGCCCUCCAACCUCCUGCCCACGCCCUCCACAUCUGCCCACGCCCUCCAACCUCCUGCCCACGCCCUCCACAACCUCCUGCCCACGCCCUCCACAACCUCCUGCCCACGCCCUCCACAACCUCGUUAUCCAUCAGCACCAACUGUGAAUUGA